ACAACCAAUGCCUAUCCAUCACCUGACUAUAUUAGAAUCGAAAAUAACGGGUGAAAGGUUCGAAACCCAUCGGCUUUGUUACAGGAGUCACUCACCGGAGGCAAGCAAAUAAUUGGACCACGUAUAACAAAAAUUGUUAUAUAACAUGUGAUUUCUCUCUGUGAUUAAACUACGUGCCUAUAAAUAAGUGUAGCAGAUUGCAUCCGGACACAAACACUUCCGAGUGGGCCACCGACGAAUCUCCAGCAAGAUGUGGUUUAAAAUUAUACAUGGAAUUACCUUCAUUACUUUAUGUUCUGGAGCUCCACCCACAUAUCCAGAAGCAACAUCGAAUGUAGCUACUUAUUCACAUAGUUAUGUAAGAGAAGAUGUCCCGUUAUCCUAUAAGUACAGCGCGACACAUCACUACGCUCCACAGAAAGCAGAAGAGAACAUCUUAAAUACAGACGAAGAUACUCCGAAUAGGAAUGAAGAUUUUGCAAAGGAGCCGAACGUAUCAUACCACGAUUACUCUUUCCUUAGGCCGUUGAGUAACAGAACUAUCCAAUUUGCUCCAGUUAUGAAAACAAACCCUAAUCUUUCUCCAAGAGAAGAUGCUUAUUCAUCAACGCCCAUCUUGUAUACUUCAGUUGAUCCUAACUCAGUCACUGACUAUGGAAAAUUUGAAAUUAAUAAUCAUUCAUCUUCAUUGUCCUUGAAAUUGGAGCCAGAACGUAUUUCAAACGAUACGAAGAACAUUAGUCCUACUACUUACAAGCCACAUAUAAAUCAUGAUGUCAAAAUUUUGCAUUCACAUCAUUCACAUCUAAGACCAAAUUUCUACAGGACUUUGUACACGGAACCGUUGGUGUCAAUGUCUACGACACCGAUAUACGAAAUGGCAGCCUUGCGUCAUUUGGCAAUCUUCCAUAAACUUCAGCAGCAACUAGACCAGCACCUCGAAACAACUACAACUGAGAAUCCAAAACUUUCGCAUGUACUUAAUCUUGGCGUCAGAAUUUUGCCAAAGCAGGGGACUCCCUUUAUGACCGUGCCACACGAGCUGAGUAGAAACACGCCGUUCCAACCGAUUCCGCGUAUAGCUUAUCAUAACAAGUUUAAUUACAUUCCCGAGAAGCUGGGAAGACCCGAAAUGUACUCACGUUACUUGAAUAAUUCUAUUAAGCAUUUAAAUUUUAAUGCGAGCGCUUAAGCUAUGAACCUAUAGAGGCAUUUUGCGCGGUGUGAGAUGAGAACUCGCGUACGAGUUUCAUUACAUUGCGGUUUAGUAACCUCAACUCAACAGUCUCAACAGACCGCAAUGAAACUAAGUUCGCAUUGCAUACCAUUGUACAGUAUAGCAUAAGUAAUUUCGUUACAGCAAGGCAAGCACAUGAUAAGCGCAACCCUAUAUCGCACGUGAGACAGUCUACCCGUCGCAUUCUAAUCAAUGCAGUUGGAAAAGUACAUGUAAACUAUAUCGCGGGCGAUAUACUAUUGCACCCAUCACGUGUUUGCCUUGCAGCAAAAGUAGUUUUACUUGACAUUGAAUCGUUUAAUUUAUUUUUAAUUAUAUUUACUUAAGUUAAAUGUGUCUAUUAAAAUCAAGUAAAAUAAUUAUGUUCAACCUAAAUUAUUUUAUUAAUUUGAUAAGUGAAUUAACCUACAUGAUUCACUAAUCAUAAUAUUCAUAAUACACUACACAUACAACACAGUGAUAUUUAUGAAUUGGUAUUUGAAUUCAAAUUUGGUAAUUUGGAAAAAUGGUAUUCAUAUUCUACAUUGUUUUAAUAUUUUAAUGGCAUAUUUUAAGUGUAAGUAUUUAAGUUUGACAUUGUUAAUUGAUUAUUGUUGUAUCAUUUGUAACUAAUGAAAGUCAUGAAUGUAUGUUGUAUUAUAAUGCCAAUUAGCACGUAAGGUUAAUCUGUUAGUGCCAACUGA
This is a messenger RNA of Leguminivora glycinivorella, 1920 nucleotides long. RefSeq lists its product as uncharacterized. NCBI's taxonomy places the organism in Eukaryota, Metazoa, Arthropoda, Insecta, Lepidoptera, Tortricidae. The transcript has 4 exons. The record is from RefSeq and is a predicted model, not a curated record. The coding region runs from base 251 to 1192 and encodes 313 amino acids.